Closterium sp. NIES-65 is the source of this 1245-nucleotide messenger RNA. Lineage: Eukaryota; Viridiplantae; Streptophyta; Zygnematophyceae; Desmidiales; Closteriaceae. The record is from the annotation of a GenBank genome assembly.
AUGAAUGAAGGGUGUACCCAGGCCGCAGACCAUGCACUCGGCACAACGACAAACGCGGACUCCGCCGGCUCCGCGACCACCGCCGGCGGCUCUGCGACCUCUGACGACGCGACAGCUGGCGCGGCGGCAUCGGACCUCGUGGCGCUGGCGGUGGACGCGAAAACGAAGCAGGAGAUAAAAUCUCUCGCGCCGCUGUUGGGCGCCGCGGACCUGACGGGCGUCGACAAGCCCCCCGAACGCGCGUCGUACUUAACUAAAGACGCGUUCGCGGCGGCGGCGCGAAAGUGGGUCGCGCAGGUGAAGCGGCGCGUGCAGGCGGUGCAGAAGCUGAUUCGGGCGGGGGGGGGAGGCGGAGGGAAGGGGCGCGGAAUAAGCAAGGGGAACAGCGCACGCGGGAACGCCACUGCUGUUGACAAAAGUCUCGGCUACACCCCCCCCACCACCAAGGACCUCAAUCCCACCAAGCUGCCAAAUCUCAACACCGUCUCGCGCUACCUCACCGUGGGUCUCACGCUCGACCAAACUUCCCAGAAGCUCACGUGGUCCUUCCCACCCAGCGCGGACCACCGCCCGCUGCUCUUGCCUGACGACAACUUCGACCAGGGCAACUGCGGCUCCUGCUGGGCGUACGCUGUAGCUCGGGCGAUUCAGGGCGCGUAUGGUGCCGUGACAGACACGUACCCCGAGGGGCAGCCGCUGUCCGUGCAGCAGCUCGUGGACUGCACUGGCUCUGCUGCCUCCUGCCGGGGGGGUUACCCUGAGGCAGCGCUGCAGUACGCGGCGAAGAACGGGCUGCAGUAUGAGCAAGACUACGCGUAUACGGGAGCCACCGGCAAGUGCAGCGCGAACAAAACGAUGGUGCCACUGCCGGGGCCGCUGGGGCUCAUUCUCGCGCUGCAGAAGCAGCCCGUCAUCGUCACCAUCCGCGCCUCUGCGCAGGACUUUAUUGACUACUCGGGCGGUAUAGACCAGGGCUGGGGCUGCUACAACCCUGUGGGAACCGUCUCGGGUAGCGGGGGCGGACGGGCCAUGGCGACCGCUACAGCCACCAACAACACGGGGCUGCUGGACCACGUGAUGCUGGCCGUGGGGUGUCUCUAUGGGGAACAACACGGCUCCUCUUUCCUCCCCUCUUCCCUCCCUACCCUCUUCCUUCCCGUCUUCCCUCCCCUCUUUCCUCCCCUCACAGGAAGGCAUAUACGAGGGGUGGGGCUGCUACAACCCGCUGGGAACUGUCGCAGAUAG